AUGGUGAUCUCACCCUGGGAAAACCGGACAACCAUAGUGGAAUUUGUGCUUCGAGGAUUCUCUUCCAUCCGACAGCUAAAUAUUUUCCUCUUUAUGAUGUUUUUAGUUUUCUAUAUCUUAAUUGUUUCUGGAAACAUCUUCGUUAUCCUGCUAGUUUUGUUCAGCUAUCACCUCCACACCCCCAUGUACUUCUUCCUAGUGAAUUUGUCCUUUCUGGAGAUCUGGUAUACCUCCAACAUUGUCCCCAAGAUGUUGCUGAUUAUCAUAGCUGGACAGAAGACUAUCUCUGUAGCUGGGUGCUUGGCACAAUUCUACUUUUUUGGAUCCCUGGCUGCAACAGAGUGCCUCUUGCUGGCUGUGAUGUCCUAUGACCGAUACCUGGCCAUCUGCCAACCUCUCCAGUAUCCCAUCCUCAUGACUGGCCCCCUCUGCUUUAGGCUAGCUGCCAGCUCUUGGCUCUGCUGCUUCUUCCUCACAGCAAUCACCAUAGUCCUGCUAUCUAGACUAACCUUCUGUGGACCCAGUGAAAUUGACCACUUCUUUUGUGACUUCACCCCUCUGGUCCACCUCUCCUGCAUGGACACCUCACUGACCAAGAACAUCGCCUAUGCCACCUCUUCUGCAGUGACUGUGGUCCCAUUUCUCCUCAUCACAGCCUCCUACUCCUGCAUUCUUGUUGCUAUCGUAAGAAUUCCUUCUGGCACGGGCCGGCAAAAGGCCUUCUCCACCUGCUCCUCUCACCUCACCAUGGUCACGGUAUUUUAUGGGACAUUGAUUGGCACAUACCUCGUGCCCUCAGCCAACUCAUCCCAACUCUUGCACAAAGGGUUCUCUCUGCUCUACACCAUCCUGACGCCCAUGUUCAACCCCAUCAUCUACAGCUUGAGAAACAAAGACAUCCACGAAGCCCUAAAGAAUUGCUUGAGUAAGAAGCCAGGUUUCCUCAGAGGAAGCAAAGAGGAAAAGAGCUGUAUUUGUCCAAGUGAUGGUGAACCGGUUUCAGAAAUUUAG
This is a messenger RNA of Diceros bicornis minor, 1011 nucleotides long. Its product is annotated as olfactory receptor 11A1-like. NCBI's taxonomy places the organism in Eukaryota, Metazoa, Chordata, Mammalia, Perissodactyla, Rhinocerotidae. Bases 1 to 1011 code for a protein of 336 amino acids. Gene Ontology annotation, biological process: G protein-coupled receptor signaling pathway. The record is from RefSeq and is a predicted model, not a curated record. The transcript has a single exon. Gene Ontology annotation, molecular function: olfactory receptor activity; G protein-coupled receptor activity. Gene Ontology annotation, cellular component: membrane.